UUUAAAAAAAACUUUCUGAAUAGCUGCACUUCCAGUCACCUGAUUGAAAACUAAUAAAGAGGUUGCUCUGGCAAAAAAAAAUGCUUUUAUCUGCCUUUUUUCAAACAAUGAAUUUACUGGAAUGUGGUACAUGGUAAAACAAAAAAAGUUUGUUUUUCCAUAAGAGACCGCUGCUAACAACCACCGGAGCAAUUUGCUUCCCUCCCAGUUCUAGAUCACCAUCAGGCUUAACAAAAGAAGGGUGACCCAAACUCCCAACCAUCUUUUUAAGGUGGCAGACAAAGCACCCAUGCAAGAAUCCUUUCAAGUAACUAGUGUCUGAUAGAACGGAGAGAAACGCUGCUUCUGAAAGAGAAAAUGUCCUGAUUUUGGCUAGCUCAACCUUUCCCAGCUUUUCCCAGUCUUCCGCGUGUAGUGAGACCACAACUUCCAGUUUUCUCAGCAGCAGCGGAGCUGGGGGACACCAGGCUGAAAAAGGGCUGGUCUCGGGGCAGGCUAUUGUGACGACUUAACGCUCCCUCUUGUCCUCCAUGCUCAAAACGCGGCAAGAAAGCCAGAGCAGCGCAAAUCCCCUCAGCUCCACAAGUCGCCCAAGAAACGCGGCUUGCUCCAGGGCGCGGCCGAAGUUUCCCCGCGGCCGCUCGGCUCCGAGGCGUUUUAACGGAAGAAAGGGGGUGUCACGGCCGCGUGGGUGGGGACAGGCAAGCCGGGUGCCAGCUUCUUCCUGUUCGGCCUCGUUUCCUUUAGCGAGGAAGGGCUGAAGUCGCCCUUUGCCUGGCCGGCGGGGAUGACCGGCAGAGGGAUACCUGUUGCACAGGUGCGAAACGAUGAAAGCCGCCAAGAAGCCGGACCAGGAGCCGGUUGCAUCUCCCCCUGCCCCGUCCCCCGCGCUGCCCAAGCUGCUCUCCGCCCUUUUCUAUGGGACCUGCUCUUUCUGGAUCGUUCUGGUAAACAAGACAGUGCUGACGGUGUACAGAUAGGUUCCCGCCUCCGACUUUCAGGAAGCGUCUUGGGCUGCUUCCCCGUUUUCUGGAAGAUUUCUAUGCCCAGCCUCGAAAAGAGAAAUACUUAUUUACGACUGUCUCCAGCUCUUCCCAAACUGACAGAUUCCCCUCUCCAAUGUUUCUAGGAGUAGGACAGAUGGUAACCACUAUUCUCAUCUUAUAUGUGUCAAAAUUAAAUAAAAUCAUUCAUUUUCCUGAUCUUGACAAAAGCAUCCCUAAAAAGUUGUUUCCACUUCCUCUGAUUUAUAUUGGAAAUCAUAUAAGUGGAUUAUCAAGCAUAGGCAAGCUAAGUUUGCCAAUGUUUACAGUCCUGAGGAAGUUUACCAUUCCUCUUACAUUACUGCUGGAAAUUAUUAUUCUUGGGAAACGCUUUCCCCUGGGCAUUAUAAUCAGUGUGUUUGCAAUCAUUUUGGGUGCCUUAAUAGCAGCAGGAUCAGAUUUAGCUUUCAGCUUGGAAGGUUAUGUUUCUGUUUUGCUCAAUGAUGUCUUCACAGCAGCAAAUGGUGUUUAUACCAAACAAAAAAUUGACCCUCAGGAGCUGGGAAGAUAUGGAGUAAUUUUUUAUAAUGCCUGCUUUAUGGUAAUUCCUACAGUUCUCAUCAGUUUUUUCACUGGGGAUUUCCAGCAGGCCACGAAUUUCCAGCAGUGGACAAAUGUUUUAUUUAUCUUUCAGUUUCUUCUUUCUUGUGUGCUGGGGUUUCUUCUGAUGUAUUCUACAGUUCUUUGCAGCCAUUAUAAUUCGGCUCUAACAACUGCAGUAGUUGGUGCUAUAAAAAAUGUGUCUGUUGCUUAUAUUGGCAUGCUGUUUGGUGGAGAUUACAUGUUUAAUAUGUUGAACUUCAUUGGACUCAAUAUCAGCAUGGCAGGAGGGCUGAGAUAUUCAUUCUUGGCAAUACAGGGACAGAACAAUCCUGAUUGUCCCUCCGUAGAUGAAGAAAAAGCAACUCCAGGUUCCAAGAGCUAACUGAAGCAGACAGCAUGAAAAACUCUAAAGAUUCCAAUUUAGGCAAAGAUAUGUCCUUGGACAGAUGAUGUUAAUUGAAACAUACAAAAAUGCACUUGAAAAUACCCUUGCUAUAUUAAAGCAACCUUCAAUGUACACAAAACAGCUGGCAAGCUUUUGAGCUUCCAAGAAUUGUUCGCGAUUAGCGAACCAGUUGUUAACACUGACAGCAUCUCACUGAAUGUACAUAAACUGUACCCAAAGUAGCAACUACAGGCUCCCAUUUAGUCUUAGAUUCUUUACUUCCACAAAUGUUGUGAAAUCAAAAGCUGCUUCUGUGUACCUUUUGUUUCAUAAUCAUGAAUGGAUCUUCCAAAUUUCAGCUGUUGAAUUAAGUACAAAAAGCCAUGAAUUACCAACAGAUCAGAGAAAAGUCACUUGCGAUCCUCUAGAACUACUUAAACUACAGUUAGAGUUAGUGAAAAUUCUAUUUAGCAGCUUCUGGAUUCUCUUCCCUCUAUAACAGGGGUGUUAAGGCCCGCGAGCUGCAUCCAACCUGUGGGUUGCUUAGAUCUGGCCCGUGGGACCAGCUUGGAAAUAGCAAAGAACCAGCCCAUGGUGCAUCUGCUACCAAAAUGGGGGGCAGGGGGCCAUUUUGGCUGCCAGAAUGCUGCUGGAGCCUGUCCAGGCCCAGUACAGGACCCCCGCGCAUGGCUCCUUCGUGCCCCAUUUUGGCUGCCAGAGUGCUUCCUAUGGAGUAAGUUUCUUGAUGUGGUAUCUCAUAGGGUGAUCAAGUAGAUCAAGUAUGUAUUAAAAAAAAAACACAGAGAAAUAAAUGCCUCUCUUUUUAUAAUAGUAUAAAAAGUGUGUGCAUGUAACACCCACCAUGUCUAUGCCUACUCUGGCCAUGCCCACCAUGACCAUGACCAUCCUGCCCAUGCCCCCCCCACACACACACCUGGCCCUCCAAGAUCAAACACAACCCUGAUGCGACCCUCAGUGAAAUUGAAUUUGAUACCCCUGCUCUAUAACAAUGCCUCUCAAUCUUGUCAACUUUAACAUGGGUUGACUUCAGCUCCCAGAAUUCCCCAGCCAGUCAAGCUGAAGAUUGCCACCCAUUUUAACUCUAGGAUCCACCUAUCCUAAAGUUGCCAAGGUUGAGAAUCAUUGCUAUAUAACAUAGGGAUUUUAAAAAGGCGAUUAGGAACAAGAAA
Molecule: messenger RNA, 3161 nt
Organism: Pseudonaja textilis
Lineage: Eukaryota; Metazoa; Chordata; Lepidosauria; Squamata; Elapidae
Gene: SLC35D2
Product: solute carrier family 35 member D2
Source: RefSeq, a predicted model, not a curated record